Peromyscus leucopus (white-footed mouse) is the source of this 1269-nucleotide messenger RNA. It is a transcript of the gene Snca, whose product is annotated as synuclein alpha. The coding region runs from base 298 to 720 and encodes 140 amino acids. Gene Ontology annotation, molecular function: cuprous ion binding. The transcript has 6 exons. Gene Ontology annotation, biological process: chemical synaptic transmission; synapse organization; regulation of dopamine secretion. NCBI's taxonomy places the organism in Eukaryota, Metazoa, Chordata, Mammalia, Rodentia, Cricetidae. The record is from RefSeq and is a predicted model, not a curated record. Gene Ontology annotation, cellular component: neuronal cell body; axon terminus; cytoplasm.
ACAGCCCUCCCGCAUCUCCAUCCCAUCCCUCCCCAGGAAAGGGGCGAAGGCACGAGGCAGGCGAGGGGCGGGGAGAGGCGCUGACAAAUCAGCUGCGGGGGCGACGUGGAGGAGCCCGGGAGCCAGAGCGCCCAGCAGCAGACGGCAGGAGACCAGCAAGUGCUGCCCCUGCCCCUCGGUCCAGAGCCUUCCUUUCACUGCUAUUGAAUUUAAAAUCAGGGGUUUGUUCGAAAGAGGAGGAAUCGGAAUUGUGAGGAAGCCAAGGGUGCCGUGUGGAGGAAGAUACGUCUUUAAACCAUGGAUGUGUUCAUGAAAGGACUUUCCAAGGCCAAGGAAGGAGUUGUGGCUGCGGCUGAAAAAACCAAGCAGGGUGUGGCAGAAGCAGCAGGAAAGACAAAAGAGGGAGUCCUCUAUGUAGGUUCCAAAACUAAGGAGGGAGUGGUUCAUGGAGUCACCACAGUGGCUGAGAAGACCAAAGAGCAAGUGACAAAUGUUGGAGGGGCAGUGGUAACUGGUGUGACAGCCGUCGCCCAGAAGACAGUGGAGGGAGCUGGGAACAUUGCUGCUGCCACUGGUUUCGUCAAGAAGGACCAGCUGGGCAAGGGUGAAGAAGGGUACCCACAAGAAGGAAUUCUGGAAGACAUGCCUGUGGAUCCUGGGAGUGAGGCUUAUGAAAUGCCUUCAGAGGAAGGAUACCAAGACUAUGAGCCUGAAGCCUAAGAAUGUCUUUGCUCCCAGUGUCCUGAGAUCUGCCGGCCACUGUUCCAUGGCGUACAAGUGCUCAGUUCCAACGUGCCCAUUCAUGACCUUUUCUCAAAGCUGUACAGUGUGUUUCAAAGUCUUCCAUCCGCAGUGAUUGACGUCCUGUACCUGCCCCUCAGCAUCCCGGUGCUUCCCUCUCACUACAGUGAAUACAUGGUAGCAGGGUCCUGUGUGCUGUGGAUAUUGUGGCUUCAAACCUAAAACGUUAGAAGAAAUUUAAAACACCUAAGUGACUACCACUUAUUUCUAAAUCUUCACUAUUUUUUGUUGCUGUUCUUGAGGAGUUGUGAUUUGCUAUCUUACAAGAGUUUUAGGUGUCCUUAAUGAUUCUUUCUGUCUAAGAAUGAUGUAUUGUGAAAUUUGUUAAUAUAUAUUUUAAAAUAUGUGAGCAUGAAACUAUGCACCUAUAAAUAUCAGUUAUGAAUUUUACAGUUUUGUGAUGUGUUUUAUUAACUUGUGUUUGUAUAUAAAUGGUGAAAAUUAAAAUAAAAUAUCAUCUCAUUGCAA